Molecule: messenger RNA, 1204 nt
Organism: Papaver somniferum (opium poppy)
Lineage: Eukaryota; Viridiplantae; Streptophyta; Magnoliopsida; Ranunculales; Papaveraceae
Product: transport and Golgi organization 2 homolog
Exons: 5
Coding region: 152-1012 (286 amino acids)
Source: RefSeq, a predicted model, not a curated record
AAGAGAAACUGAUUUAAUCAACUAUUCUAAUAGCUAGAUCAAGGGAAUUGAAGUUAAUUAAGGAGUUAAUAAGAAACUUUCAUCGAAUUGAAAUCCACUACUGUGUAAAUUUAUUUAGAUUUUGGAUUUUGUGAAUUGAUCAAGCAAUUCAAUGUGUAUAGUGGUUUUUAUAUGGCAAGCUCAUCCACGCUAUCCACUACUUCUCUUGUUAAACAGAGAUGAAUUUCAUGACAGACCUACUAAACCAAUAUCAUGGUGGGAAGGUGAUGAAAUAGUAGGCGGGAAAGAUGAAUUGGCAGGGGGGACAUGGUUAGCUUGUUCAAGAAAAGGUAAACUAGGGUUUCUUACUAAUGUCAUGGAACCUCCUCCAUAUCCUGAGAGGAAAAGCAGAGGAGGAUUGAUUAUGAAAUUUUUAGAGAGUGAUAAAAGUCCUGAGGAAUUUGCUAAUGAAGUGAUAAAGGAGGCAGAUGAGUAUAAUGGGUUUAAUCUGGUACUAGCAGACAUCCAUUCCAAAGUCAUGGUAUAUGUCACCAACAGGCCUAAAGCAGUACGUGUUUCUGUUCAAGUGGUUUCACCUGGUAUACAUGUGCUUUCAAAUGCACAAUUAGACUCUCCCUGGUUUAAGACUGAACGUUUGGGACAAAACUUCAAAGAACUACUUGACCAACAUAGUGAACGCGGUGGUGAGGUUCAGUUGAAAGAGAUGGUGAAAGAACUGAUGAGGGACACUGUUAGAGCAGAAAGAAGUAGGUUACCUGGCAUACGUCGUCCCGAAUAUGAACUCCCAGCAAGUGCCAUAUUCGUCGAAUGUGAUACCCCAAUGGGCCGUUAUGGGACUAGAAGCACUGCUGCUUUGUCUGUGACAGCAGCUGGUAAUGUAAGCAUUUAUGAAGAGUAUCUUGAGAAAGAGACAUGGAAGGUACAGACAGUAGAGUAUCAGAUAGAGAAUGUAAAAGGAGCCAAAGUAGUUGACAGCAGUGUCGAACCAUCUGCCUCUUCAUUGACUACUUGAACAAGACAUGAUUUCUUAACGCUAGUGGUGUUUCCAUGGUCAGUUUAAAUUUUCUUGUAACAUAUUUGUUGUAUUCUCUGUAGUCAUGCAUCAUCCAGAUUCUGGACAAAAUUUGUUGUAUUUUUAGUUUGUGAUGUUUCUCUUCUUAAGAGAGGAAAAGCAAUAAAAGAAUUCGUGCCGUAUUAUGAAGUG